UGUACAUUAUUGCAGAAGCGCAAAUCAGGGACAGGGGUGGAACCUGUCUAAAAUUAAUGAAAGUUCUAUCAAAUAUACUGACUACUCUUUCUGAAAUGGUUCACAUUUUUAUAUUUUAUCUUUGGUUUUCAGUUGGGUAAUACAGGAAAAUGCAGUGUCACCGUGCCAUUAAAGUCGUUAAGUUUCGUAGAUCACCAGGGAUGUUUAACGUUUCAAUGCGUUAUCUUCCGUGACACCAGUCUUGUGGGCAGAACAGCUGACACGGGAGCUUUUACUUUGUGUCAGGAUGGAUCCGAUUGCUAAAGGAAAAUUAGCCGUCGAGUCACUGAAAAGUUUUGUAAACAAUAGUUUGUCCAAUAAAGAACCAUGGCAGAUAGUGACAAUGACCACUGGAGCGGUAUUGGCAAGCGUCUGGUUUUUCGAUUUCAUCAACCAAGAUGAAAGCGUUCCAUCCCGUUUAAAGAAGACCGUGUUUCGAUUAGCAAGGAAAAUACCAGCAGUUGCCAGGAGAAUUGACAGUGAGAUGAGUAAUAUGAGAAAGACAUUCGAAGAUGAGGUCAGACAUCGCAAUGAGAAAAUUGACUACAUCACAAAUUUGCCAGAGAGUGGAAAAAACCGCGAGGAAAUACUCAAACAAGUCAAAGCCUAUUUGGAACUAGGAGACUACGAUUGGAAAAAAGGAUAUGUUUCAGGAACAGUGUACUUUCAUAAUCCUGAACUUAUUGAAUUACUUACUGAAGUUUAUGGUCUUGCAUCCUAUACAAAUCCACUUCACCCUGAUGUUUUCCCUGGUGUCUGCAAAAUGGAAGCAGAGGUGGUUAGAAUAGCUGCAAAUCUCUUCCAUGGCUCCCCCUCUGCAUGUGGAACUAUGACUACAGGUGGAACUGAAUCUAUAUUGAUGGCAUGCAAAGCAUAUCGCGACUACGCAAAAUUUGAGAGGGGUAUCAAACAUCCGGAGAUUGUUUUGCCAAAAACAGCCCAUCCAGCAUUUGACAAGGCUGCAUUGUAUUUCGGCAUGAGAAUCAAACAUGUUCCUGUUGAUCCUGUCACCACCAAAGUCAAUAUAAGGGCAAUGAAGAAUUCUAUCAGUAAAAAUACGUGCAUGCUAGUUGGAUCAGUGCCAAACUUCCCCUAUGGAACUAUGGAUGACAUUGAGGCUAUAGCAGAAUUAGGAAGGAGAUACAACAUACCUGUACAUGUAGAUGCCUGCUUAGGAGGUUUUGUCAUUGUCUUCAUGCAAAAAGCAGGCUACAAAUUACCACCAUUUGAUUUUUCUGUUCCUGGAGUUACAAGUAUAUCAGCAGAUACACACAAGUAUGGAUUUGCACCAAAGGGAUCAUCAGUUGUUUUAUAUUCUGAACCAAAGUACCGCCACCAUCAGUUCACUGUUACCACUGAUUGGCCAGGUGGUGUAUACGGGUCUCCGUGUGUAAGUGGCUCCAGGGCAGGAGGUAUUAUAGCAGCUUGCUGGGCUACAAUGAUGUACUUUGGCUUAGAUGGUUAUGUUGAGGCAACAAAAAAAAUUGUAUCCACAACAAAGAAGAUUGAGGAAGGAUUGCGUAAAAUGAAAGGGAUAUUUGUUUUCGGAACUGCUGACACAUCAGUGGUAGCAAUUGGCUCCAAUGAUUUUCAUAUUUAUAGACUGUCAGAUGCAAUUACUAAACGUGGUUGGAAUAUUAAUGCACUCCAGUUUCCACCUGGAAUGCAUCUCUGUGUAACGUACAUGCAUACUGCCGAGGGAGUUGCUGAGCGAUUCUUGUCAGACAUUCAGGAAGAACUAGAAAAAAUCCUGAAAGAACCUGUUAAAGAAGUUGGGGGAAAGUUUGCAGUUUAUGGUAUGUCACAAAGUGUUCCUGAUCGUUCUAUUGUGGGAGAUUUCACACGAUGUUUCCUGGACUCUAUGUACUACACACCUAGUCAACCUAAUGGUACAGGAAAUUCAAAGAGUGUUGUAUAGGUUUGUGUCUUACUUUCCACAAGAGAUGAGAUUCUAACAGAUAAGAAAGAACAGAAAACUCAGUGACCUGAGGAUUUUAAUUUCGUGUUGUCUUCAUAUCUAGUGCUUGUUCAGUAUAUAUUAGCACCAAAGAAGUAUUAGUGUACCUACUAAAAUAUUGGAAAACAGUAUUCUAGGUGAGAAACAAUUUUGUAAUUGUGAUUCUUGAAUAAUUUCAAAGUAAAAUAAUAUGCUAAGGCUACAGCAUAGAAGAAAAUUUUGAGUGCCUUUCGACAGAAAUAAAGCCACAGCUGAACUAUAUUUUAAGAAUGUUAUGUUGGUCUAUAUCUAUAUUUGUAACCAGUGUUAUUGUACAAUGGCUGUUUCUAUUCUCCUUCAAGUAUCUAUCCUUAAUAACAGAGAUAAGUGUGUGCCAUACAAUCUAAUAUUCACAAUAUGUACCACAUUUAUUAUAUUUUAUUAUUCUUGUAUUAUAUAUUUUAUAUACUAUAUGAAUAUAUGUAAGUUUUUUUCUAUUUUACAUAAGUGUUUCCAUUCUGUGGUUGUCAAUUGUGUACAGCAGAAUUAUACUGUUAUAAAAAAAGUUGUUAAAAUUUCAGGUUGUUAACUUACUUUUUUGAGAGUUUACAUAUAGGGGUAUGUAAUGUUUUGGGAAUUGUCUGAUUUUGCAUGAGUGAUUAUGUCUGAGGUAGACCUGCCUGAAAUUUUAGUUAUCAGGAAGAACAAUGAUCACAAAUACAGUGAUGUGUUUACCCUGAGCCGGUCAAGGUUGUAAUACCUCAGUGUGAUAAGUAAACAGUUAAGCACAGAAACUGAGUCAUUUGGUGAACAUGGGAGGUUAAUAGAGCAAUGAAUCAAUGUAAUUUCCUGUCUUUCAUUGUGUUAAAUAUUUGACUGAUGAAAUUUAUGGAAGUACAUAUUUUUAAAUGUGUAAUACUCAUGCCAGAGUUGUGAAAUUUACUGUAUGAACAUGUCUUUGAUUUUUUGAAUUUCUAUUUUCCAAACUAUGGCAUUUACUAAUAGAAAAGUGAUACAUUUUAACGCAAGUUCUGUUCUCAUAAUUGAUGCUCAUGUCAUUGCUUCUUACUGUGUUUUUAACCUUGCUACUCGAUAAAGUAGCUAAUAGUCAUUUGCAAUAUUCUAAAAAAAAUUAGCCUUUUACUGUUUACUUUAUAUCAUGUGCUAAUAUAUCUUUUUUUCUUCCAAAGUACUCACAAUAAACAGUUAACAUAUAUUUGCAUUUUAAGGAAUACUAGGUAUGGUAAAUGGUCCAUUUUGCACACCUUCUUCUGUGGAAUUCAUGCCCUUGAGAUAAGAAAAAUAAGAUAUACAUUGGAGUUAUGGCUGUCCCCACAGAAAAGCACCUUCAUAUUUGGGAAUGAAAGAAGGUGCCAAAGAGACUACGUUAUGUUUUAUUUUACUCAAAUUCCUUCACACCUAAAUAAGUGACAGUUCUUGUAAUACUGUGAUGGUAUGUGUAGCAGCAGAAAGGCAAGUUUUGAUUUUGGACAUUAUUUGAACACUUUUUCUCUACAUGAAUACUUCUUGUGGAAAUGUAUCAUCUGUUAAAUUAAAGAGGCUGUGGCUUUCACCUUGGUUGAACUGUUGGAGGACAAAAAGGAGGAGGGGAAGCGAGCACAGCAGUGCCUCUCCUGGUUGUUCCAAUGCGUUAUACGUUAAUGCGAAAUUGUUUGUAAUAUUGUGAAAAACCUGAUUCUAGGUACUAUUUCUGUCCCUAAAAAGGAGGUUUUGAGAUUUUUCUUUUAUCACUUACCUAGCUGCCUCAAUGUUCUGUUGUGUCCAAGAAUGAAGUGUCUGAUUACUGAACAAAUCAUUUUGAAUUCAUCACAGCUAUUCUUGCUGAUUGUAGAUUAUGAUUGAAUGGAUCCCAGAUGUAUUUAUUGCUAUCUUUGGAUGUAGUGCUCCACACUUAAACUUUCUUUGAACUGAUGAAAGAUCAUUACAUGUAAAUUAUGUCUUGAUGGCUGCAUGAGGUGUAGCAGACACGAUAGCAGUCACAGUUGUAUCGUUCUUCAUGACAAAGCUGAGGUUCUUUCAUUGUAGAGUGAAUAUGAAUUAACCAUGAGUACGUAGAAUAAUUUUGAGAGAGCAGCAAAUAUUUUUGGCGUUUGUUGUGCUGUGUUCUGAAUGUUUCUCAGAGAUCUCAACUGAGAAGUCUGUAACCGAACAGCAAUAGGUUGCUCCUGACAUGUAUGGGUAACAGGUCACUGCAGAAAGUUAUGCAAGUUGUGGAAAGGUUCACUAAACUCGCAACUACUUCUUACGUAACAUUAUGAUUGGCUCAAAACAGAAAUUAAUAAAGAAGGAGGCAGAGAGAUCUCUUAGGCAGAUUACUCACUGAAGUAAAGGCAAAAUACUCUGUAUUUCCAAAAUAAAUCUGUAAAAAAGGAAGAAGAAGCAGUAAAAUAAUUACGUCAUUGUACAUCUAGCUAAGUAUUGAAACCUGCAAUUUGUAAAGCAAUAACCUUGCAGAAUUGAAAGUUUACUCAUUUUUCAGUUAAGCAUUUCUUUUAUUAUUAAUAACUUUAUAAACUCUAUUAAUUUCUGUAUAAUAAUGUUAACAGGGUUUGCAUGUGAUUUUUAAACCAGAUACGUUUCAAAAACAAGUAAAUUACUUAAAACUGACAGCUUUGUGGAGAGAAAUAUCACACCCAAUGUAUUGUGUUUUUUGAUGUUGUAUCCAUUGUACCUAAAAUGAGGACACUGUGGGGUAGCACUGACCACCAAGUAUCAGUUUUGCAAUACUUUUGAAAGACUGUGAAUGUUUUUUAGUUGUAGUACUAAUAUGCUCACCAGAUGCAGUUAACUGAGAUUCCAUAUUUUAAUUAGUUCAGUAUUUUAGUGUUGCAUGUUAAUUGUUUGAUAGGAAUGCUGUUUAUCUAGUUAUUUUCUGUUACUUGGGUUUUCCCAACCAUUAUGAUGAGUGAGUGUUUGGAUACAUGAAAAACUUGUAACAUUGCUGAAGUGCUUGAUUUAUUAUUGCCACUGAUCUAUUGCCAAUGGGUAUAAAAGGCAUUGUUAUUUGGAUAUCUGUGAUGUACUGGGAAGAAUGUAAAAUGAUACAGUGUGCUAAAUAAAAACAAGAUUGCUAUUUUUGUAA
Messenger RNA from Schistocerca piceifrons (Central American locust), 5078 nucleotides. It is a transcript of the gene Sply, whose product is annotated as sphingosine-1-phosphate lyase. Gene Ontology annotation, molecular function: pyridoxal phosphate binding; sphinganine-1-phosphate aldolase activity. The coding region runs from base 287 to 1957 and encodes 556 amino acids. Gene Ontology annotation, cellular component: endoplasmic reticulum. Gene Ontology annotation, biological process: sphingolipid catabolic process; carboxylic acid metabolic process. NCBI's taxonomy places the organism in Eukaryota, Metazoa, Arthropoda, Insecta, Orthoptera, Acrididae. The record is from RefSeq and is a predicted model, not a curated record. The transcript is spliced from 10 exons.